Vitis vinifera (wine grape) is the source of this 1229-nucleotide messenger RNA. RefSeq lists its product as uncharacterized. Gene Ontology annotation, molecular function: nucleic acid binding; zinc ion binding. NCBI's taxonomy places the organism in Eukaryota, Viridiplantae, Streptophyta, Magnoliopsida, Vitales, Vitaceae. Bases 10 to 1020 code for a protein of 336 amino acids. The record is from RefSeq and is a predicted model, not a curated record. The transcript is spliced from 2 exons.
UUGCCUCCCAUGAGUGCAGAAGGGAUCUAUAGGUAUCUUGGGACACUAGCUGGUUUAGUUGAACGCCAAGCUCGAGCUGUUGGGACUAAUGUUCAGGGACAGUCUUCAUCUUAUAAGGGUAGCUCUUUUGAUGACUUCAAGAAAUUGGGUCCUCCUUACUUUUCUGGUGCUACAGAUCCCACAGAGGCAGAGGCUUGGAUCCUUAAGAUGGAGAAAUUCUUUGGUGUCAUAGAUUGCUCUGAGGAGCAAAAAGCCUCUUAUGCAGCUUUUAUGUUAGAUAAAGAGGCAGAUCAUUGGUGGCGUAUGACUAGGAGACUUUUGGAGGAUCAGGGACCCAUAACAUGGAGACAAUUUAGGGAGGCUUUCUAUAAGAAGUAUUUCCCUGACAGUGUUAGGCGGCAGAAGGUGGGAGAGUUUAUUCGUUUGGAACAGGGGGAUAUGACUGUGGCUCAGUAUGAGGCCAAAUUUACAGAGUUAUCACGUUUUUCCCCACAGUUGAUUGCUACAGAGGAGGAAAAGGCAUUAAAGUUUCAGGAUGGAUUGAAGCCUUAUUUGAAGAACAAGAUAUCUAUUUUGAAGCUUGGUGUCUAUUCAGAGGUUGUUGACAGAGCCCUUAUAGCAGAGAAAGAUAAUGAGGAGCUUCAUCAGUAUAGGGAACAGCAAAGGAAGCGAAAUAGGAGUGAUGGUGCUCAUGGUAAUCAAGCACAGCGAAGGUCUACAUCGAGAAGAAAUCAGAAUAAAGGGAAGGCAGCGCAGAAUUUAGAUGGGGCUUGUCCUACUUGUGGUAAGAAGCAUGGGGGUAGGCCAUGCUAUAGAGAGACUGGAGCUUGCUUUGGUUGUGGGAAGCAAGGACAUUUGAUCAGAGAUUGUCCAGAGAAUAGGAAGUUCAUCACUGGGAAGCCUAAAGAGGAAAAUAAGGAGGAUAAACAGAAACCCAAAGCCCAAGGACGGGUGUUUGCUAUGACUCAUCGAGAUGCUCAGGCCACUUCUGAUGUGGUGACAGAAUUCCAGAGAACGUAAGGUUGGAGUCAGAUUUCAGGGUUGAAGAACAGAUCUCUAUAGGUAAGAUUCUAACCCCUAGUUUAAUAUUUUAGAUUCAUUGAUUAAUUUCAAACACAUUAGAUAUAUUUUUUUUGGAAAACCCCAAAUCUAGAUUAGGGUUAGAUUAUUUUUUUAAUUCGUUUUAAUAUCAAAUAGUGAAAAUUUAAUAUUUUGAUUUUAGUAUUGGA